Saimiri boliviensis boliviensis (Bolivian squirrel monkey) is the source of this 4114-nucleotide messenger RNA. It is a transcript of the gene MUCL3, whose product is annotated as mucin like 3. Lineage: Eukaryota; Metazoa; Chordata; Mammalia; Primates; Cebidae. The record is from RefSeq and is a predicted model, not a curated record.
AUGGCUCAGCCGGUCCACAGCCUCUGCUCUGCCUUUGGCCUCCAGUGCUGCCUCCUCUUCCUUCUCGCUGCUUGGGAGGCAGGUGCUACUACACUCCAAGAAUAUCAGAAAACUGGUGAACUCUCAACAUCUGAUCAUGCAUUUCCCCUCACUCCAGGCCUUGUUUACAGUAUCCCCUUUGAUCACGUUGUUCUGCAUUCAGGACAAAGACCUCCAGACUUCCCUAAAUCUAUAGAAGUCCGUGAACGAAAACAUCACUGCAACACCACACGCCAUUCUAAGCCCACUGACAAGCCUAUAGACAACUCCAAAACUACAGACCACAAAAGCUCUGCAGAUAAUCAUGAGGCUCCUCCCACUUCUGAAGAAAAUUCUGGCAGUCAAGGGAAAGACCCAGUGAUCCGGAACCAACGCUCUGUUGAUUCUGCUGACUCCACUACCACUCAUAAAGAAUCAUCUGACAAAAAACAUAUAACCCCAGCACCCAAGAGAAAAAUAACUUGUCCUAAGUUCUCAUCAAGCAAAUCAACAGUAACAGCAAAAUCAGGUAACUCUGGAAGACCUACUGCCUCAUAUAAGACUGCAACUUCCUUCCACAAUUCAGAUGAUUCACAGAGCAACCAAAAAAGCACGUCUUCUGAGAAAAUCACAACAGGAACCCCAGAAGAGUCGGGAAAAAAUGAAGAUUACAGAACAACAGUUGCCUCAGACAAGAUCCUGAUAAAAACUACAAAAAACACACAAGAGACUAUAUCAGCCAGUGAGAAGAUCACACAAUCUCUAGCAAACCCUACAGAACAUGGAGAAAGGACAGCCAAUGAGAAGACCACACCUUCCUCAGGGGAACCUACAGAACAUGGAGAAAGGACCCCACUAGCCAAUAAGAACACCACACCAUCCCAAACAGAGCAUACAGAACAUGGAGAAAGGACCCCACUGGCCAAUGAGAUCACCACACCAUCCCCAGCAGAGCAUACAGAACAUGGAGAAAGGACCCCACUGGCCAAUGAGAUCACCACACCAUCCCCAGCAGAGCAUACAGAACAUGGAGAAAGGACACCAUCAGCCAUUGAGAACACCACACCAUCCCCAGUAGAGCCUACAGAACACGGAGAAAGGACCCCGUCAGCCAUUGAGAACACCACAUCAUCCCCAGUAGAGCAUACAGAACAUGGAGAAAGGACCCCACUGGCCAAUGAGAACACCACACCAUCCCCAGCAGAGCAUACAGAACAUGGAGAAAGGACACCGUCGGCCAGUGAGAACACCACACCAUCCCCAGCAGAGCCUACGGAACACAGAGAAAGGACACCGUCGGCCAUUGAGAACACCACACCAUCCCCAGCAGAGCCUACGGAACACAGAGAAAGGACACUGUCGGCCACUGAGAACACCACACCAUCCCCAGCAGAGCCUACGGAACACGGAGAAAGGACACCAUCGGCCAUUGAGAACACCACACCAUCCCCAGCAGGGCCUACAGAACAUGGAGAAAAGACACCGUCAGCCAUUGAGGACACCACACUAUCCCCAGCAGAGCCUACAGAACAUGGAGAAAGGACACCGUCAGCCAAUGAGAACACCACACCGUCCCCAGCAGAGCCUACAGAACAUGGAGAAAAGACACCGUCAGCCAUUGAGAACACCACACCAUCCCCAGCAGGGCCUACAGAACAUGGAGAAAAGACACCGUCAGCCAUUGAGAACACCACACCGUCCCCAGCAGAGCCUACAGAACACGGAGAAAGGACACCGUCAGCCAAUGAGAACACCACACCAUCCCUAGCAGAGCCUACGGAACACGGAGAAAGGACACCGUCGGCCAUUGAGAACACCACACCAUCCCCAGCAGAGCCUACGGAACACGGAGAGAGGACACCAUCGGCCAACGAGAACACCACACCAUCCCCAGCAGAGCCUACGGAACACGGAGAGAGGACACCGUCGGCCAACGAGAACACCACACCAUCCCCAGCAGAGCCUACGGAACACGGAGAGAGGACACCGUCGGCCAACGAGAACACCACACCAUCCCCAGCAGAGCCUACGGAACACGGAGAGAGGACACCGUCGGCCAACGAGAACACCACACCAUCCCCAGCAGAGCCUACGGAACACGGAGAGAGGACACCGUCGGCCAACGAGAACACCACACCAUCCCCAGCAGAGCCUACGGAACAUGGAGAAAGGACCACAUCACCCAGUGACAAGAUCACGCCAUCUGCAGCAGAGUCUACAGAACAUAGAGAAAGAACUAUAUCAGCCAAUGUGAUCACACCAGCCCCAGCAGAGCCUAUAGAACAUGGAGAAAGGACCACAUUGGCCCAUGAGAAGAUGACACAAGUCACAAUAAAGUCCACAGAACACUCAGAAAAGACCACAUCAACUACAGAGAAAACCACAAGAGCCUCAGAAAAGCCUACACUAUACCCAAAGAAGACCAUAUCCACCAAAGGGAAAAACAUACCAGUCUCAGAAAAGCCUACAGAAAACUCAGGGAACACCACACUGGCCACUGAGACCACAAAAGCCCCAGUAAAGUCCACAGAAAACUCGGAAAAAACAAAGACUGUAAGACCUUCAGUCAAGGUCACAGGAGACAAAUCUAUCACUACUACGUCUUCUCAUCUAAAUAAAACUGAAGUUACUCAUCAGGUGCCCAUUAGUUCUUUUACAGUCAUCACAUCUGGAAUGAAGCUGAGUUCUAUCAUACCAGAAGUCCCAGGCAACGAGAGCUAUCCAUACCACAAUAAAGAUGGCUCACAGAAAGGUAUCCACGCUGGACAGAUGGGGGAGAAUAAUUCAUUCCCUGCAUGGGCCAUAGUUAUUGUGGUCCUGGUGGCUGUGAUUCUCCUCCUGGUGUUCCUUGGCCUGAUCUUCUUGGUCUCCUAUAUGAUGCGGACACGCCGCACACUAACCCAGAACACCCGGGACAAUGACACAGAGGAUGAGGGUGGCCCCAAUUCCUACCCAGUUUACCUGAUGGAGCAGCAGACACUUGGCAUGGGCCAGAUCCCUUCCCCACGGUGAUCUUGGAGUAGGCACCGAGCCCCGGCUCUUCCAUGCUCCGCCCCUUUCCUGGAUGAGGAACUGGACUCACAAUUUCUAUUUCCUGGACUCUGGGAAGGGCAGAGAAUACCGAUGGUUAACAACAAUAACCCUUCCUCUGUUCUUAACUGAAACUGGUUGGGGAAUGAGGUGAUAAGCAAGGAGGCUGUAAGUUUAGGGGAUAGAGAAGAAAGAAUGAACAAUACAAGUAGUCAUUCUCUGUAGAAGGCAAUGGUCUGAGAAUGAAAAGGUGUUUGAUGGACAUGGUUGGGGAGCAAUACAGAACCUGAGUCCUAAAGGAAGGACAGGAGCCUUAGAAGGCAAUGUCCCAGACUGACUUGUGAGUGGGGAUUAUGGGGAAAGAGAGAGACUGAAGGUGGAGUCUCUGGGUUUCAGGACAGAAUUACGUUAUUUCCAUUCAUUAUUAUUUAAGAGUUUGUGUGAUAACAGGCUCAUCUCUGAGUUUUCAGGACCCUUGCCCCCCUGUUUUUAAUUAAAAAAAAGAAAAAGAAAAAAGGAUCCAAGAAGAAAAGAGAACUUAUUUUCUUCUCCACUCUCUCCAUUCCGUGGAGAAAGAAGAAGUCCAGGAGAAAUUAUAAGUAUCUCUCAUCCACAUGGUGGUUCCCUCUUCCUCCCAAAUCCCUUAGCCUUCCUUAAUGUCUAUAGUGGACACUGUUGGUUUGGCUUGCUGGGUUGUGGGUGGACACAGAAGGAAGGGAUCUUUGUUUGACCAGCAGUCUCACUCACUGAUCUCUAUCCCAGACCUUCCCUGAUGGUGUCUCAGCAUUUAUUUUCCUGUCUCUUCCACCAAAAGCCAGUUGUGGAUUUAUCUCAUAAAAGUCACCCAUCUUCUCUACCGUCCCCAUCCUCUCUCCUCACACCUUCACCCCGAUUCCAAUUUUUCUCCUUGUAGGCAUUUCAUGUGUGUGUGUUUUCUGGAUGUUCUCUCCCCUUUCUUAUGGCCAUUUCACCUUAUAUCUGGGGCAGAGAGGGAAAAGGAGAAUGGACAUAUGAUGAUAGUCUCCUUCUCUCUAUUGACCUUUUUUAUAAUAGAAUAUGACAUGUU